Molecule: messenger RNA, 1782 nt
Organism: Aureobasidium musti
Lineage: Eukaryota; Fungi; Ascomycota; Dothideomycetes; Dothideales; Saccotheciaceae
Source: the annotation of a GenBank genome assembly
AUGGCCAAAUCUUUCUUCGACUGUCGUGAAUUCGAUCGCUGCGCUGCUACUUUGCUACCUAGUCUUGUUCCACAACAGCCCGUUACGAGGAAUGCGACAAAUGUCGACCCAAAGUUCAAGUCGAAGCCAAAGGUUUCAUUGCCAGGCCUACCACAGCUCAGCCAGCGUUCUCUUUUUCUUGCCUUGUACGCAAAGUAUAUGGCUGGCGAAAAACGCAAGGAAGAAGACAGUGAGAUGAUUCUAGGCCCCACCGAUGGUGCUGUCACUUUGAACAAGGAGCUUAACAGGAUAUCCAGCAUUCUUGAGGAUUAUCUCAGUGCUCGAGGUGGUCUUCAAAGUACACAUGAAUCACAGGGCUUCUUGGAAUAUCUGUAUGGCGUUGUUUUGCUAAGAGGCAAAAAUGAGGCACUUGCAAAGGCAUGGCUCCUCAAAAGUGUCAAUCAAUGUCCAUGGAAUUGGGGAGCAUGGCAAGAACUUGCGGACCUGUUGAGUUCGGCCGAGGAGGUCAGUAUCCAUAGUCUCUCCUUCUGCAGCCCACUGACAAACUGGUUCAGNCUCAACGAAAUAACCGAACACUUGCCACAAAACAUCAUGACCUUCAUGUUCCACAUCUACUGUAGCCAAGAGCUUUUCCAAUCCACCGAAAAGGUUUAUAACGAAAUCAACCAAAUUAGCAGCAUCUUUCCCAACUCGGCCUUCUUGCAAACUCAGCGUGCUCUGCUGCAUUACCAUUCUNNAAAGGUGAGCAAUUUCGCACACGCUGUUACCGUUCCUGUCUUGUUGACUUUGCCUCCAGAGUUUGAAGAGGCCGAUGGAUUAUUCGCAGACCUUCUCUUGCGACAUCCUUACCGGUUAGAUUCAAUGGACUCAUACUCAAACAUUCUCUACGUAAUGCCAUCAAGGCCGAAGCUGGCACAUCUUGCGUCUGUCGCAUCAGCGAUUGACAAGUUCCGGCCGGAGACGUGCUGCAUCAUCGGAAACUAUUACUCGCAGUGCUCAGAGCACGAAAAAGCAGUCAUGUACUUCCGACGGGCUCUCACCCUGGAUCGUCAGUUUUUGUCAGCAUGGACUCUAAUGGGCCACGAGUACAUUGAGCUCAAGAACACUCAAGCAGCCAUCGAAAGCUACAGACGAGCCGUCGACGCCAACAGAAAGGAUUACAGAGCGUGGUACGGUCUGGGUCAGGGCUAUGAACUCUUGGACAUGCAUUCGUAUGCUCUAUUCUACUUUCAGCGCGCCGUGGCUCUGCAACCAUGGGACCCAAAGAUGUGGAUGGCCGUGGCCAACUCGUUCGCCAACUGCGGCAGAUUGCAAAAUGCGAUACGGUCCUACAAGCGAGCAUUGGUUGCUGGUAGCUAUCUGGAUAAUGGCGGUGGAGCAGUCAGCUUUGCAUCUUCAGCAGAUCCGCUUGCUGGAGCAGUCGGAGGUGCACUGGAUCCUGAGAUUCUCUAUCAGAUAGCUCUUCUUUACGAGCAGGACAACAACAUGGACGAGGCAUCUGCGUACAUGGAACUUACGCUGGCACAAGAGGAAGGCCCAGACGAGGAAGACCUGCCGCCAGGAGCACCACUUUCCAGUGCUGGAGGAGGCAUUGGUAUCACGCAAACGACAAGCAAAGCAAGAUUAUGGCUGGCCAAGUGGAGCUUUGUCAGACAAGAUUGGCAGCGUGCGUCAGAAUUGGCAAACGAACUGUGUCAAGAUGGAGUUGAAGUAGAGGAAGCCAAGGCUUUGGUCAGGGAUGUAAGAGCCAGGUUAGAAGCUGAUGGUCACAUAGGUGGAUGA